UAUUAAUAUUUCGUAAACAGCAAAAAUUAAACAUAGGUAGGUAGUAGGUAGGUAUCCUAUUUUAAGUGACAGACAGUCGUAGGUAAAUAGAGUUAUUCUUUAAUGAAGAACAUAACUAUCCAUUCACUAUACCAUUAACAUUAUGAUUAUAAACGCUGCCGGCUUGUGGCAGAAAGAGACAAGUUUACCCACAAUAGCAACCUUCAGUAGAAGCCUUGACAAUGUUUUGGGAAAUAAUGGCAUUCAGUUGGGAUCCAUCACUGAAGUACUUGGACUAUCUGGCACAGGAAAAACACAAUUGUGCUUACAGUUGUGUGCGUCUGUACAAGUUCCCAAAUCACUCGGAGGCUUGGAGGCAGAAGCUCUGUAUAUAGACACAAAUACAAAUUUCAACCUCAAUAGAUUUAAAGAGAUAUUAUUAGCCAGCUUAGAGAAAUGUCAUAAUAUAUUAAAGAUUACAAAGUCAGUGAACAUAGAAGACGCACUACGUAAGCUACAUUAUGUCAGGACUUCAGGCUUGGAAAAGUUUUGUAGUCUUAUGUACACUCUACCUAAAUUUAUAGAAGAAAGACCCAAUGUACGAUUAAUAGCAAUAGACUCGAUUAUAGAUCCAUUCAAGGAAGGUAUUACCUUACAGCGCAGGACUGGCUUGUUAUUUCGUUUGAUGGCUGAUUUACAGAGGAUUGCUGUCUCCAGGCAAAUUGCUAUAGUGCUAACGAAUCAAAUGAGCACACGGAUAGGACUGUCGACGGGCGCAGUAGUGGGAGCUCUGGGGGACGGAUGGGCACAUCGGUGUAAUAUACGGCUGCUACUAUCGGCCCCUCGGAAUGUGGAUGCUGAAAGAGUGGCGGCCUUGCUAAAGAGUAACAGUUCACCAGAAACUGUAGGAAGGUUCCGAAUCUGUCAAGACGGCAUCAGGGAUAUUCUAUAAUAAAACACAUAUUUAACA
Molecule: messenger RNA, 949 nt
Organism: Leptidea sinapis
Lineage: Eukaryota; Metazoa; Arthropoda; Insecta; Lepidoptera; Pieridae
Product: DNA repair protein RAD51 homolog 3
Exons: 7
Coding region: 143-931 (262 amino acids)
Biological process (GO): meiotic DNA recombinase assembly; DNA repair; reciprocal meiotic recombination
Cellular component (GO): Rad51B-Rad51C-Rad51D-XRCC2 complex; Rad51C-XRCC3 complex; replication fork
Molecular function (GO): ATP binding; crossover junction DNA endonuclease activity; ATP-dependent DNA damage sensor activity
Source: RefSeq, a predicted model, not a curated record